GGCUAAGUUAGAAAGUUGAGUAUAACCAACUGUCUUCCAUGGCUUGUUGGUAGUGCUUGACAAAAGGUUUUCGUCAUAAGCAAUCACUGGCACCAAGGCUUAUACGGGUGCCAAGUUGUUGCACAAUUAAUCGUGUUCAGUCCGCAAACGAAGCAGAAGGAUGUGUUGUGAUCGAAUGCGAGGCGAUCGAAUCUAGAUUGCUCUAUUUCACUAAACCGGUCAGCAGAUCAGUGAGAACGACCAGAGCACCCCUCUCCUAACUUACACUGGAGUUGGCUCCCGGGUCAAACAUCUGUCCUCCCAGCUAUAAAGACAGCGAGAAAGCAUCGAAAGAAACAUUCACCGAUUUUCCUUAUAUCUCCACAUCUCUUACUAUUCGUUCACUUCUCCUUCUGCUCAACAUCAAAUUCUGCUCAGUGCUAUUCUUGCUUCAUCAGAGUCACGUUAUCUUAUCAUGGCAGAAAACAACACGUCUGUCAUCACGAUCAAUGGAAACCAAUUGGACCCUGCGGCACAACGUCCGUUACUCAGUGCGUUGGGACUUCAGCCGGAGAAUGCAUCAACCUCAAACCAUAUCCUGGUGCAGACCAAGCAGCCUCUUUCCAAUGAGCAGGAACUGGAGCUCAAGGAAAUAGGUGUCAAGAUUCUGGAGUAUGUCUCCACGAACACCUACAUGUGUGAGUUGAGUAAGCGAGACAAACUUUCGGACAUCAAUGACCUCGACUAUGUCUCUUGGGUAAAUGAUUACUUGGAUCAUUUCGUGGUUGAUUCAAGCUUGAAGUCUUCCGACUAUGUGGCGGACCAGUCACCUUUCCCGACCGUGCCCAAAAAUCGUUCUUCUCAUCUCGUGGACAUUGGCCUGCACAAGCACGUGGAUCCCGACGCACCAGCUCUUCGAGAGAAAAUCGGGGCCGUUGCCCAUGCCGACCCGGAUGUUUUGGAGGUGGCAGGGAAUAAGAUCCGGGUUCAUGUCGAAAACCAAUACCUGGAUGAUCUUGCUGCCGUCGACGAGGUCCGAGUCAUUGAGCCAGUUCAUAAGCCUCGACUGUUCAACAAUCGGGCGAGGGCAAUCAUGGGGGCUCCUGUCCAAGUCAAUGGCACCGAAUUUCGAGGUGACGGUGAGUUCGUAGCAGUAGCCGAUACCGGUUUCGAUAUUGGCCGGAAGGAUGACGUUCACCCUGCGUUUACCGACCGAGUCAGUCGUCUUUACGCCCUAGGGCGUCCCGGGAAAUCCUGUGAUCCCGAUGGCCACGGAACUCAUGUUUGUGGAUCGGUUCUUGGAGAUGGGAAUUCUGCUUUGAUGGGCGGGGACAUUCGCGGCACUGCACCGGGGGCCAAGCUCGUGCUGCAAUCUCUUCUCGACCGUCGCAAUGGACUCGGCGGGAUCCCAUCUAAUUUGUACAAUCUUUUCUUGCCGCCGUACCGGGACGAUCAAGCUCAACCAGAUGAUAAAGCCCCAGCUCGUAUCCAUACGAACUCAUGGGGUUCUUCUGCCUUCAACGGGGGCCAGCUGCCAUAUAACCAGUCCAGUGAGGCCAUCGAUCGAUUUGUCUGGGAUCACAAAGACAUGGUGAUUCUUUUCGCCGCCGGUAACAGCGGGGUGGAUGCAGACCGAAAUGGAGUUAUCGACCCCCAGCAGAUCGGGGCCGAAGGAGCCGCCAAGAACUGCAUCACAGUGGGAGCGAGUGAGAAUGGACGCCCGGAAAUCCCGAUUCGAUAUGGUUCUCGAUGGCCUCGAGGUCCCAUUACGACAGAUUUGAUGGCGGAUCGACCGGACGGCAUGGCAGCCUUCAGCAGCCGCGGUCCCACCAAGCAAGAGCGCAUCAAACCCGACAUUGUCGCGCCAGGGACUGCAAUUUUAUCGACCCGGUCCCGGAAAGUGAUCAAUGCGGAGGACAGCUUUGGGCAUAGCGAUGAUCCGGCGUGGUGGUUUCUGGCUGGGACGAGUAUGGCGACCCCUCUUGUGGCGGGCGGUGCUGCGGUGCUGCGAGAGUCUUUGGUGAAGAAUGAAACCCCGCAGCCCACGGCAGCCCUGAUCAAGGCGUUGCUAAUCAACGGAGCGGUCGAGCUUACUGGGCAGUAUAUCCCAAGUGAAGCCGGGCCAUCCCCGAACGGCAGCAGUGGCUUUGGGCGCGUAAAUCUGACCAAGUCCGUAAUCCUUCCCAGCCAGGACGACGGAGGCUUUAUCGAAGGGGAGGCCCUUGCUCAAGGCCAGCACAAAGAUAUCGACGUCAAUAUCCCGCAAGGAACGGAGAGUUCGGAUCUCAAGGUCACCCUGGUCUGGACAGACCCCCCGGGCACGGAGCUCCAGAAUGAUCUGGACCUGAUUGUGAUUGGUCCGGAUGGAAAGGAAAAGCACGGGAAUAUGGGGGAUGGCUCUGGCUUUGACCGAAAGAACAAUGUCGAGCAGGUCGUAUGGAAGGGACUGCAGCCCGGUUCCAGCAUCAAGGUCAGAGUGUAUGCCUUUCAUAUCUUCCAACGCGAUCACAACCAGCCCUAUGCAGUGGUUUGGACUAUCAACCGUCACUAGAUGGUCAAGCCGAAGGGUCUUGCUUCUUCUUUCGGACUUUUUUUCUCGGGCUUUAUUACUUUAUUUUCUUGAGCAAGCUUUUUGCCAACAUUCUCCAAAAGUUGGACAUGAUUCACAGGAGCGGGGAUGAGCGGGGAUGAGCGGCGAAGAAAAGCAGGAGCUUCAAAAGGGAAAUGAAUCUGGGAAAAUUGGUGUGAAAUUAGUCUUAGUGUCUACUUGGACAUUAUUUCAAUCGCAACAGUAGCUGUUGAUUGCAUAUUACUGCCUCAGUGUCAUUCUUCCCUUUGCACCUAUGUCUUCGACAACUCGUGGAGUCUGUAGGAAUCUAUCCUAAAACUCUCGGUGCGCAAGGGAUUUCCACAUUACCUGGCCCUACACAAAUC
Messenger RNA from Aspergillus sclerotioniger CBS 115572, 2913 nucleotides. RefSeq names its product S8 family serine peptidase. Gene Ontology annotation, biological process: proteolysis. Gene Ontology annotation, molecular function: serine-type endopeptidase activity. The record is from RefSeq and is a predicted model, not a curated record. Lineage: Eukaryota; Fungi; Ascomycota; Eurotiomycetes; Eurotiales; Aspergillaceae. The transcript has a single exon. Bases 455 to 2530 code for a protein of 691 amino acids.